Molecule: messenger RNA, 3250 nt
Organism: Hippocampus zosterae (dwarf seahorse)
Lineage: Eukaryota; Metazoa; Chordata; Actinopteri; Syngnathiformes; Syngnathidae
Product: lamin-A-like
Exons: 13
Coding region: 948-2879 (643 amino acids)
Source: RefSeq, a predicted model, not a curated record
UGAUUGUUCCGGCAAUAUUAUUCAAGAUUUGUUCAUCAAUGCAACCAUUUAAAAUAAAGUGAAUGCACAUUUGCAUGGUGGGUGAACCCUAGUCCCAUAUUCUACAUGUGGUUUACCUUUGUCGGGGUGUUUCAGACCAUUUAGUCAAGCCAUAGCUUCAAAGUGGAAGGUCUUCACCCAAAGUUGCUGUCUAGUCCUGGGCGGAGAAACUGUUACGUAAUUCCGAAACGCUCCCUCACAGACACAUUUGAGAGAACCAGGCGGGAAAACAAAAGAUUUACUCGGCUGUUUAAUUUCACACUUGGUGGCCAAGCCCUCCAAAGAUCCACUCUUAAAUUAUGAAUGGCGCUUAGUAGAGUCAUUGAAAGUGCAGUGAUCCAAUUGCCUGACUUCCUCGCAGGUAGCUGGGCUUUCGUUCCCCACUCCGUGGCAGUGCAAAUGCAUUUUUGGAAGAUUGGUUUGGAAAUGAAUGACGAAAACAUGUCAUUAAUGUCAUUGAAUGAUUGAUUGAAAACUGAAAAGAACGUCGAGUGAUUUGCGCCUCGAACCUGAAAAACCUCAGCCGUCUGGUGCCAGAUAUUCUCAUUGAAAUGCAUCGUUCCUGAAAUGGAAGAAUACACGGAAGUUGGGGGGAUUUGUUAACAUACAAUUAUCAAAAAAAAAUGAAUUGACUUCAAUCACAAGAAAUAGCUGCAGAGGGUGACUCAUUUGUUCAGACCACAGACCAGAAAGAGAGAGAUGGAGAGGAACAAACCACCCCCGAGUGGCUGCCAAACUUUUUAGGGCCGGUCUCCUCUUCACCCCUCCCAUCUCAUUCUUUCCUUUGGGCACUCGGAUAAAUUUGUACAGUAUACACUUGGCGACGGUCUGAACGGUGCGUGCUGGUGAUCUCAAAGGGACCCUCCAGAGUAAAUAUUCUACGAUUCCAAAGGAAGCAAGCUCAAGAGAUGGCCACACCAAAAAACACCCCUCGGGGCGCAAACUCCCCGCUCUCCCCCAACCGCAUCACGCGUCUUCAGGAGAAACAAGAUCUCAGCAACCUCAACGAUCGUCUGGCCGUUUACAUCGACAAGGUCCGUUCCCUGGAAGUCGAGAACGCCGGCCUGCGUCUGCGCAUCACCGAGUCCGAGACGGAGGUCUCGCGCGAGCUGACGGGUCUGAAGGCCGCCUACGAGACGGAACUGGCGGAUGCCCGUAAGACUUUGGACUCGGUGGCCAAGGAGCGUGCACGCCUACAGCUGGAGCUGGGCAAGCUGCGAGAGGAAUACAAGGAGCUGAAAGCAAGGAACACGAAAAAAGAAUCGGAUCUGUCAGGAGCGCUGCAGCGGCUCAAAGACUUGGAGGCCUUGCUGAACUCCAAGGAUGCGUCUUUGACGACCGCGUUAGGAGAAAAGCGCACGCUCGAGACAGAAAACAGGGACCUGAAGACGCAGGUUGCUAAGCUUGACACCAGCCUGGCGGAUGCCAGAAAGCAGCUGCAGGAUGAGAUGCUUAGGAGGGUGGAUGGAGAGAAUCGCCUUCAGACCCUCAAGGAAGAGCUGGAGUUCCAAAAGAACCUUCAUUCUGAGGAGCUGCGCGAGGUCAAGCGGCGCCACGAGUCCCGCAUGGUGGAGUUGGACAACGGCCACCAACAAGACUUUGAAAGCAAAUUGGCUGAUGCUUUGAUGGAGAUGCGAAGCCAGCAGGAACUUCAAAUUAAACUCUACAAGGAGGAUGUGGAGAAGACCUACAACUCCAAGCUGGAAGGCGCACGUCAAUCAGCCGACCGGAGCAGCCAUCUGGUGGGCGCGGCGCACGAGGAGCUCCAGCAGACGCGGGUCCGUCUGGAGUCCGUGUCGGCUCAGUUAAGCCAGCUGCAGAAGCAGCUUGCAGCUCGUGACGCAAAGGUGAAGGACCUGGAGGAGACUCUGUCGAGAGAGCGGGACACCAUGCGUCGCCUGCUGGGGGAGAAAGACCGAGAAAUGGCUGAGAUCAGACAGCGGAUGCAACAGCAGCUGGACGAAUAUCAGGAGCUGAUGGAUGUCAAGCUGGCUCUCGAUAUGGAGAUCAGCGCCUACCGCAAGUUGCUCGAGGGCGAGGAGGAGAGGCUGCGUCUCUCUCCGAGCCCGCCCCCGACAAGGAUGGCAGCGAGUCGCUCCUCGACCGCGUCGGCUCAUUGCCGUUCCUUCAGCUGCGGUGCUCAGAACUCGGCCACCAAGAGGAGGCGUGCCAACGACACGGACAGCGAGGCUUCGAGCUUCGCCGGAGGUGCCGUGGCACGUACCCGCAUUACCCAGCAGGCCUCUGCCAGUGGGCGCGUCACCGUGGAUGAGGUGGACCAGGAUGGCAAAUAUGUCCGACUCAGCAAUAAAGCAGAUGAGGAUCAGAAUUUAGGGAACUGGCAGGUGAAGCGACAGGUCGGAUCUUCUGCACCAAUUGCAUUCAAGUUUCCCUCAAAGUUCAUCUUGAAGGCUGGCCAGAGAGUCACGAUCUGGGCGGCUGGUGCUGGGGGAAGCCACAAUCCACCCUCUGACCUGGUCUGGAAGACACAGUCCAACUGGGGCACCGGAGACCAGUUCCAGACCACCUUGAUCAACACUAAUGGAGAGGAAAUGGCGAUGAGGAAAGUGACUCGCACACAUUUGGAAGAGGAUGAUGAUGACAUGGUGGCUCACAGCACCUGUGGGGACAGCGAAUACAAUCUGCGUAGUCGUACAGUUCUGUGCGGCUCCUGCGGCUUCCCCUCGGACAAAUCCAACGGCUGCAGCCCCGUGUCUUCGGCUUCCCGCUCCUUCCGCACCGGCGGCAUCUCGGAGGGGUUGUUGCCCCAUUCCUACGUGUUCAGUAGUACCACACCACGCAAGAGUGGAACCCGAAUUGAGAGCUGUCCAAUAAUGUGAGCCCCUGGAUCUUUUCAUUUCGUUUUCAUUUACAUUCCAAUUUAUUUUCUAUAUUUGAGGUACUUUUAUAUCAUUUUCUACAUGUAGUCUGCAAAAGUAUUUACGCAAAUGUACAUAGGCAUGCUUAUGGAAUAGGUUUGGAUAGAACACAUACAGCACAUUUGACAAUAAAGUUGUAUCCACUCCAAUCCAAAUAGAACUUUGACACCUUAACAUCACUGUUAAGACUUUUUUUUAAAAUUACAAUGACACACUACUUUUAUAACACGAUGAUGCGUAUACAUGUAUCUUUUUUCACAGCAUUGAAGUGAAUAUAAUGUGCUCCCCUUUUUGUGAACAUUUUUUGGUAUCAAUAAAGUUAUUCUUCUUUA